Molecule: messenger RNA, 1944 nt
Organism: Globicephala melas (long-finned pilot whale)
Lineage: Eukaryota; Metazoa; Chordata; Mammalia; Artiodactyla; Delphinidae
Gene: TGM5
Product: transglutaminase 5
Biological process (GO): peptide cross-linking
Molecular function (GO): protein-glutamine gamma-glutamyltransferase activity
Source: RefSeq, a predicted model, not a curated record
AUGACCGAGUGCUUACCCUGCACCCGCCACUAUGCGAAGGUCUUUACUUUGGCAGCCUUGGAGCUCAGGUCCGUCGACCUGCAGAACGCCAGGAACAACCAGGAGCCUCACACGCAGGAGGUGGGCCUGCAGUGGCUCAUCAUGCGCCACGGUGAGUCCUUCACAAUCCAGCUGCAUUUCAACCGACGCUUCCACUCUGGGACCGACUACAUCAUCUUUGUGGCUGAGACAGAGGAUGACGUCUACCUGCCAAGUGAAAUACUGCUGCAGGAGUAUAUCAUGAUGGACUAUGGCUUUGUUUACAAUGGUCAUGAAAGAGUCAUCACCCCCUGGCCCUGGAACUAUGGGCAGUUUGAAGAGGACAUGAUAGAUAUCUGCUUUCAGAUUCUGAACAAGAGCCUGUACUUCUUAGAGAACCCAACCAAAGACUACUCCCAGUGGAACAAUGUGGUGUAUGUCUGCAGGGUGGUGAGCGCCAUGAUCAACAGCAAUGAUGACAGCCGUGUGCUGCAGGGGAGCUGGAGAGAGGACUACUCCCAGGGGGUCAGCCCACUGGAGCGGACGGGCAGCGUGGCCAUCCUGUGACAGUGGGCAGCCAGGGGUGGGCAGCCUGUGAGGUAUGGGCAGUGCUGGGUAUUUGCAGCUGUUAUGGGUACCAUGAUGAGGUGCCUGCGGAUCCCCACCCAAGUAAUCACCAACUUUGACUCUGGCCACGACACAGACGGAAACCUGAUCGUAGAUGAGUAUUAUGACAACACAGGCAGGACUUUGGAGAGUAAGAAGAAGGACAGUGUCUGGAAUUUCCACGUCUAGAAUGAGUGCUGGAUGGCCCGGAAUGACCUCCCUCCCGGAUACGGAGGCUGGCAGGUGCUGGACGCCACACCUCAGGAGAUGAGCAACAGCCUCUACUGCUACGGCCCUGCCUCCAUCAGAGCCAUCAAAGAAGGAGAGGUGGAUCUGAAAUAGGACACAGCCUUCGCCUUCUCCAUGGUAAAUGCUGACUGCAUGGCCUGGCUGGUCUUUGGAGGGAAGGAGCAGAAACUUCACCUGGACACCAAUUCUGUUGGCAAUUUUAUCAGCACCAAGAGGAUCCAGAGUGAUGAGCGGGAUGACGUCACGGAAAACUGCAAGUACGGAGAAGGUUCCCUCCAGGAGAAGCAGGUGAUUCUGAAGGCUCUUCAGAAGCUGAAGCCUGGAAGGUCCCAAGGCUCCCUCCAACAAACUUCCAGGUCCAUGCUGCCAAGGGACAGUCCUAGGAGCCUUGCUACGCCUUCCCUUCGGCCCAGUGAUGUUGUCCAGGUCUCCCUGAAAUUCCAGCUGCUCGACCCACCCGACAUGGGCCGGGACAUAAGGUUUGUCCUGCUGGCCCUCAACACGGUGCCCCAGUUCAAGGACCUCAAAGUGAACCUGAGUGCCCAGUCUCUGCUGCAUGAUGGCAGCCCCCUGCCCCCAUUCUGGCAGGACACAGCCUUCAUCACACUCUCUCCUGAAGAAGCAAAGACCUAUCCCUGCAAAAUCCCCUAUUCCCAGUAUGGCCAGUACCUGUCCACAGACAAGCUGAUCCGCAUCAGUGCCCUGGGUGAAGAGAAGAGCAGUCCCGAGAAGACCGUGGUGAACAAGAUCAUCACCUUAGCCUGUCCCGGCAUCAUGAUUAAUGCUUUAGGAGCAGCCAUUGUGAACCGGCCACUCUUCAUACAGGUGAUAUUUUCAAACCCUCUCUCGGAGCAGGUUGAAGAUUGUGUACUGACUGUGGAAGGAAGUGGUCUCUUUAGGAGACGGCAGAGAGUGCUCAUUGGAGUCCUCAAACCCCAUCACAGAGCCAGCCUCACUCUGGAGACUGUCCCCUUCAAGAGUGGCCGAAGGCAGAUCCAAGUAAAUCUGAGCAGCAACAAGUUUAAAGACAUCAAGGGUUACAGGAACGUCUAUGUAGACUUUGGGUUAUAA